This is a messenger RNA of Racocetra persica, 271 nucleotides long. NCBI's taxonomy places the organism in Eukaryota, Fungi, Glomeromycota, Glomeromycetes, Diversisporales, Gigasporaceae. The record is from the annotation of a GenBank genome assembly.
AUGUCUGAUAAUGAUAGUGAAAUUAUUUCCACUAAGCAUAAUCCAAACAUUACUCAACAAGAAUUGGCAGAUAAAUUUGAAAUCGAAAACUAUUUAACAAUUACAGGAUUAAUUUUACAAGAAAAGGCCAAACAGGUUGCAGCGACUUUAAAAAUUCAAAAUUUUGCUGCAUCUGAUGAAGCUGCUAGUGCCUCUAUUGAAAAAUUACCUGAAUUUCAUCUAUCUUUACAAAAUGAAACAUCAAAUUAUGAUUUAGUAGAUAUUUAUAAUU